Messenger RNA from Dama dama (fallow deer), 1242 nucleotides. RefSeq names its product FAS-associated factor 1-like. Gene Ontology annotation, molecular function: ubiquitin binding; NF-kappaB binding. Lineage: Eukaryota; Metazoa; Chordata; Mammalia; Artiodactyla; Cervidae. Gene Ontology annotation, cellular component: endoplasmic reticulum; nucleus. The record is from RefSeq and is a predicted model, not a curated record. The transcript has a single exon.
AUGGUUAGUGAUAGUGAUGGAGAUGACUUUGAAGAUGCUUCCGAAUUUGGGGUGGAUGAUGGAGAAGUAUUCGGCAUGGCGUCAUCUGCCCUGAGAAAAUCUCCAAUGAUGCCAGAAAACGCAGAAAAUGAAGGAGAUGCCUUAUUACAAUUUACAGCAGAGUUUUCUUCAAGAUAUGGUGACUGCCAUCCUGUAUUUUUUAUUGGCUCAUUAGAAGCAGCUUUUCAAGAGGCCUUCUAUGUGAAAGCCCAAGAUAGAAAGCUUCUUGCUAUCUACCUCCACCAUGAUGAAAGUGUAUUAACCAACGUGUUCUGCUCACAAAUGCUUUGUGCUGAAUCUAUUGUCUCUUAUUUGAGACAAAAUUUUAUAACCUGGGCUUGGGAUCUGACAAAGGAUGCCAACAGAGCAAGAUUUCUGACAAUGUGCAAUAGACACUUUGGCAGUGUUGUUGCACAAACCAUUCGGACUCAAAAAACAGAUCAGUUUCCACUUUUUCUGAUUAUUAUGGGAAAGCGAUCAUCUAAUGAAGUGUUAAAUGUGAUACAAGGUAACACAACAGUGGAUGAGUUAAUGAUGAGACUCAUGGCUGCAAUGGAGAGCUUCACAGCCCAACAACAGGAAGAUAUAAAGGAUGAGGAUGAACGAGAAGCCAGAGAAAAUGUGAAGAGAGAACAAGAUGAGGCCCAUCGCCUUUCACUUGAGGUUGACAGAGCAAAGAGGGAAGCUCAUGAGAGAGAGAUGGCAGAACAAUUUCGUUUGGAACAGAUUUGAAAAGAACAAGAAGAAGAACGUGAGGCCAUCAGGCUCUCCUUAGAGCAGGCCUUGCCUCCUGAGCCAAAGGAAGAAAAUGCUGAGCCUGUGAGCAAGCUGCGGAUCCGGACCCCAAGCGGCGAGUUCCUCGAGCGGCGUUUCCUGGCCAGCAAUAAGCUCCAGAUCGUCUUUGAUUUCGUAGCUUCCAAAGGAUUUCCAUGGGAUGAAUCCAAGUUACUGAGUACCUUUCCUAGGAGAGAUGUAACCCAGCUGGACCCAAAUAAGUCAUUAUUGGAGGUAAAGUUGUUCCCUCAAGAAACCCUUUUCCUUGAAGCAAAAGAGUAAAGAUGGCUCAGCGGUGGAACCAGCCAUUCCUUGACAAGCCAGAGGCCUGCAUCAAGAGGAGGGCUCCUCGUCAACCCAUUUACACGCUCGUCUCACUCAACUCAAUGUCACACUUCUGCCUCUUGCAAGAUUGCUGGAAAAAGUAAU